Metopolophium dirhodum (rose-grain aphid) is the source of this 1896-nucleotide messenger RNA. RefSeq lists its product as uncharacterized. The coding region runs from base 225 to 1436 and encodes 403 amino acids. The transcript has 2 exons. The record is from RefSeq and is a predicted model, not a curated record. NCBI's taxonomy places the organism in Eukaryota, Metazoa, Arthropoda, Insecta, Hemiptera, Aphididae.
AAAGGUCUAUUUACACAUAACCGUUCCGUGUCCGUUCAGUAUCCACACCGUCCGUUCAGUAUCAGUGCAAAAGUAUUUACACAUAACCGUUCCGUGUCCGAUCAGUAUCCGUUGUCCGUGCCCGUUCAGUGCAGUUAAAACCUAACUACUGAACACACGCACGUUUUUUACAUUCCAUUUUUCACUGUUGUUUUGGCUUUUGGGUAUUUGAAAAAAAUUAUAAUAUGACUGGAAGUGUAGACGAAUCGCUAGAAGAUCUAGCAGUACUUGCCUUGCUACUGGAUGAAGAGGAAAAGAACAACAAACAAAAAAGGAUUUGGGUUCAUGAUUUAUGGAAAAAAAGAAAAAUUGAAGGCGAAUUUGCAACUUUGUAUGGAGAGUUGGUAGAUCACGAAACAAAAUUUUUCGAAUAUUUUCGAAUGUCACAGUACUGUUUUAAUUUAUUAUUAAGUAAAAUUGAACAUGAUAUAAAAAAACAAGAUACUUUUUGGAGACCAGCAAUAACACCAAAAGAACGAUUAGCUGUCUGUCUGAGGUUUUUAGCGACAGGAGAUUCGUUUAAGACAAUUUCCUUCAGUUACCGCCUAGGCCACGCAACAGUUUAUAAAAUAGUAAUUGACACUUGUCAAAGUAUAGUAAAAAAUUUGAUGGCUGAAGUUAUGCCUCAACCAACUAAAGAACGAUGGAAACAAAUCUUCAAUGAUUUUUGGAACGUUUGGAAUUUUCCUAACUGUUUAGGAGCGCUAGACGGCAAACAUGUCACUAUCCAAGCUCCAGCAAAUUCUGGAUCUAAUUUUUUUAACUACAAAAAAACGUUUUCAGUUGUUUUGCUAGCAUUAGUGGAUGCAAAUUACAAUUUUAUAGCAGUAGAUGUGGGUGCUUACGGUAAAAACAGCGAUGGUGGUAUAUUGGCACAUUCUAAUUUAGGAAAAUCAUUAGAAAAUGGUUCAUUAAAUAUUCCUAAUGAUGAAAUUCUACCAAAUACCAAUAUUUCUGCACCGUACGUUAUACUAGGCGACGAAGCGUUUCCACUGAAAACGUACUUAAUGAGACCGUAUCCUGGGAAGCAACUUGACGACUUGUCCAAACGAAUUUAUAACUAUCGUGUUUGUAGAACGCGGAGAGUAGUCGAAAAUUGUUUUGGAAUUCUAGUACAAAAAUUUCGUAUUUUUAACAGAAGGAUACAGUCUAAACCAGAAAAUGUGGACUAUAUUAUUUUAGCAACUUGCGUUCUUCACAACUAUAUAAAAAAAUACAGCAAUUGUACCAAUGAAGUUUUUCAAAAUAUAAAUGAACCCGUUUCAAAUAUUACUCUAAAUAAUAUACCUAUGCAAGGCGGUGGAGCUGGACGGGCAGCGUUUGCAACACGAGAAUUAUAUAAAGAUUUUUUUAAUUCUCCAGCAGGGUCUGUACCGUGGCAAAAUGAAAAAAUUUAACAACAUAAAAACGCAUCUAUUAUUAGGUACUUACUACUAUUUAAUUUUACUGUGUAUUACGUCUUAAUAUAGGUACUUAUUAUUAUAUUAAUUCAGCAAAAAUAAUAAUUAUAAGUUAUUUUUUAACAGUUGUGUUUUUUUAAAAUUUAAUAACUUAAAGUUUUUUAAGUAAAUGACAUACUAUUGUCAUUAGCGACUAGCAGUUGUUCAUUUCAAAUGUGUACCUAUAUCAAUUAUUAAAAUAUAAUCUUGAAUAUGCUAUAAUAUGCUUGUAUUAAAUGUAUCAUUUUUACAAUUUAUUAAUUUUUUAAAUUAAAUAAUAAUUUAACUAUAAAUUCUUAAUAGUUGUUUAGUAAAAACAUGUUAUCUAUACUAAAAAAAUACAUAAUUAAGUACUAACAAAUACCACUUACCUGUUAGAUUUAUUUCAUUUCCAAUAGAAUUCCAAAUUUUGUCUUUA